AUGGAAAAUGUGGACAAACUUAUCGAGCACGUAGGAGACUUUGGGCCUUUCCAGAAAAGGAUUGUUACACUUGGUUCAUUACCGUUAAUACUCUUUGCUUUUGUACUUGUCGGGGUUGUUUUCUUAGGGCACACUCCGGAUCACUGGUGUUGGAGUCCUGGAUCUGAGCGCCUGCAGAAGGAAUGUGGCUGGACAGACCUUGAGGUGCGGGAAGUCACUGUUCCCCGUUCUGAACAGUCAGGAUCUUUCAGCGGCUGUGAAAGGUUUGCCGUAGACUGGAGUAAAAGCCAAAACAAAUGCAAUGGGCUUGACUGGUGGCUGACUUCUAACGCAACCCAGCUGGUGCCUUGUGACAGGGGAUGGGUGUUUGAUAGAAGCCACAGCACUAUUGUUUCUGAGUUCUCAUUGGUCUGUGAGAAAUCCUGGCUUGCUGACCUGAAUCAAGUUUUCUUGGCAUGUGGAUUUUUUAUUGGAGCUUUUGCUACAGGCCACCUAGCUGACAGGUUUGGGAGAAAGCCAUGUUUCAUUGCAUCAAUGCUUGGCCUUGGUAUCACAGGUGUCGGGGUCAUGCUGUCGCCAUGGUACCCGCUGCUGCUAACGUUUCGAUUUCUACAAGGGUUUUGUGGAAAGGGAGCAUGGACGGCCACCUAUGUGCUUGUGAUUGAGUUCUUUGGAUCAAACAACAGGAAAUUUGUGUCCAUGGUGAGUCGGACUUUCUACUCCACUGGCAUGGUCAUCCUGCCUGGUCUGGCUUACUUCCUGUCCUCCUGGAGGACUCUGCAGCUGGCCAUGAGUCUGCCUUGCAUCUUGUUUAUCUCAUACCACUGGAUUGUUCCUGAAUCUCCACGGUGGCUGUUCUCACAAAGAAGAACUGCAGAGGCCAUGAGGGUUGCUGCAAAUAUUGCAAAAUGCAACGGGAGAACUUUACCACAUAAUCUUCCAGAGAUAAUUCUUUCAGAGGAAAAGGAAGAAGUAAAGCCUGCAUCAGUAAUGGCUUUGUUUAGGACUCCAAAUAUAAGAAAAAACACACUAAUUUUAACUUAUGCCUGGUUUACAAGUACUAUCGUGUUUCAAGGCCUGAUCCUGCGGCUAGGGAUUACAGGCGAUGACCUCUCGUUGGAUUUCUUUCUCUCUGCUGUGGUGGAGCUUCCCACUGGCCUAAUCUUCUACCUGCUGGUCGACAGAGUUGGCCGACGCUCCCUAAUGGCCGUUACCAACUUCACUGGCGGCAUCGCCUGCCUCGUAGUCCCCUUCAUCCCGUCAGAUUUUGCCUGGUUGAAAAAGUCAAUUGUAAUCAUCGGGAGGCUUGCUGUUGCCAUUGGAUUUGAGACCCUGACCUUUGCAAACACAGAGAUGUAUCCCACACCUCUGAGAAAUUUGGGUGUGUCACUGUGUUCAUCAGCCAGUGACUUCGGAGCAAUUGUAGCCCCAUUUCUGCUCUACAGACUGGCCAGUAUCUCGCAGGAGCUGCCUCUUUUUCUUUAUGGUGUGAUGUCAGUGCUCUACAGUGGAUUGGUGACAAUGCUGCCUGAGAUGACCGGGGUUGCCCUGCCAGAGACCAUAAAGGAUGUGGAGAACCUAACAGGGUAA
This is a messenger RNA of Chelmon rostratus (copperband butterflyfish), 1590 nucleotides long. It is a transcript of the gene slc22a3, whose product is annotated as organic cation transporter 2. Bases 1 to 1590 code for a protein of 529 amino acids. The transcript is spliced from 10 exons. Gene Ontology annotation, molecular function: transmembrane transporter activity. Lineage: Eukaryota; Metazoa; Chordata; Actinopteri; Chaetodontiformes; Chaetodontidae. Gene Ontology annotation, cellular component: membrane. Gene Ontology annotation, biological process: transmembrane transport. The record is from RefSeq and is a predicted model, not a curated record.